This is a messenger RNA of Panthera uncia (snow leopard), 3785 nucleotides long. It is a transcript of the gene RNF34, whose product is annotated as ring finger protein 34. The record is from RefSeq and is a predicted model, not a curated record. Gene Ontology annotation, biological process: proteasome-mediated ubiquitin-dependent protein catabolic process; protein K48-linked ubiquitination; negative regulation of extrinsic apoptotic signaling pathway via death domain receptors. Gene Ontology annotation, molecular function: ubiquitin protein ligase activity. The transcript is spliced from 7 exons. Gene Ontology annotation, cellular component: plasma membrane; cytoplasm. NCBI's taxonomy places the organism in Eukaryota, Metazoa, Chordata, Mammalia, Carnivora, Felidae. The coding region runs from base 267 to 1520 and encodes 417 amino acids.
UCGCCGCGGGAGGCGCCGUAAUCGCCGCCCAGAAGGAAGGAGGGCGGCUGUGCGAGGAGCUGCUAUGGUGCUUAGUUCCCCGGCAGAGCCGACCGAGACGCGGCGGUCGCGGCCAUGAAGAUCUGUCUUCCUGUGAGGUGGUGGCAUUGUGGUCAACUAGACGGCAAGCAACUAUUGGUCUGCUGUGCUGGUGACUGGCCUGUUAACAAGACCAAUAGGCGACAGAGCUAAAGUCAUGCUUUCAAAUUGGUGCGGGUGCCACGUCUAUGUGGGCUUCAUGCUGUGGGCUGCUGAAUGAAGUCAUGGGAACUGGAGCUGUCCGGGGCCAGCAGUCAGGAUUUGCAGGAGGCACCGGUCCAUUCAGAUUUGCACCAAAUGCUGAUUUUUCCACUUACCCACCAGCACCUACGGAAGGGCCUAAUAUAGUUUGCAAAGCCUGUGGACUUUCAUUUUCAGUCUUUAGAAAGAAGCAUGUGUGCUGUGACUGCAAGAAGGAUUUUUGCUCCGUCUGUUCAGUCUUACAAGACAAUCUCCGUAGAUGUUCCACUUGUCACUUACUACAAGAGACGGCCUUUCAGCGCCCACAGUUAAUGCGACUAAAAGUCAAGGAUCUCCGGCAGUAUCUCAUUCUUCGAAACAUCCCCAUUGACACCUGUCGAGAGAAGGAAGACUUGGUAGAUCUCGUUCUCUGCCACCGCGGGCUGGGCUCUGAGGACGACUUGGACACGAGCAGUCUGAAUUCCUCACAGUCCCAGACUUCUAGCUUUUUCACACAUUCAUUUUUUUCAAACUACACAGCCCCUUCUGCUACCGUGUCUUCGUUUCAGGGAGAACUUAUGGGUGGAGACCGGACCUUGGCAUCUGGAGCGCUGGCACAGGUACAAAGUGAAAUAGCUUCAGCAAACACAGAAGAAGAAGAAGAAGAAGAAGAAGAAGAAGAAGAAGAUGACGAAGAUGAUGAGGAUGAUGACGAUGAAGAAAACUUGGAGGAGCGGAUGCCCGGCCUCUCCAAGAAGCGAGUGAGAGCUUCGCUCUCUGACCUGUCGAGCCUUGACGAGGUGGAAGGGAUGAGCGUGCGGCAGCUGAAGGAGAUCCUGGCUCGGAAUUUUGUCAACUAUUCUGGCUGUUGUGAGAAAUGGGAGCUGGUAGAGAAAGUAAACCGAUUAUACAAAGAGAAUGAAGAAAACCAAAAGUCAUCAGAGGGAACUGAGGUGCAGAGAAGUUACAACCCUGGGCUCAUUCGACGGCCGCUGCGGUCACCCCAGAUGCCUGCUGAGCGCCCGUCGGGCAGCGCGGUGCCCGCAGCCCCAGCUGUCUGUUGCCUUUCAGAUGGUGAGCGGCUGCAGCUGCAGGAUGAGGAAGAUGACAGCCUGUGCCGUAUCUGCAUGGACGCCGUCAUCGACUGUGUCCUGCUCGAGUGUGGGCACAUGGUCACCUGCACCAAGUGCGGCAAGCGCAUGAGCGAGUGUCCCAUCUGCCGGCAGUACGUGGUGCGCGCCGUGCAUGUGUUCAAGUCCUGAAGCCCAGGUUCUUCCUGACAGGACGCUCGCCCCAAGCUUGAUCCCAGACAUUUCAAUGCACAGAAGGGACUGGAAACACACUGUUCAGAGGCUGAGACUAUUUUUAAAGAUUAUUUUCACUACUAGGGACAGAAAGAUUCGAUCCUAAGUUGUGGCAACAUUGGUCCAUGCCAUGCACCUAUCAGCCUGUGGACAAGCCGUUUCCCAGGUUUUGCUGGGUUUCAUCCCAUGUCCAUGAUCACUGAUUGCUGACGAAGUCAGACUGCUUACAGCGUCAGCUACUGCUCCCUUUGGAGAACACUUAUCCUGUUCUCUUAUUUCUCCUUCAUCCUAUUUUUAACUUAAACUACUCAGAUGCUUGAGACUUCUGUUCUUUGGAUGAGAUCACUGUCCACAAGUGGCCAACACGGUACACGCUGAGCAGUGGCCUCUCUAAUGUUCACUUUAUUAGUCAUGUAUAUUUUAAAUGCUACUAUUUGAUGAAUGUAAGUUUCCACAUUGUUGCUAUUUCUGCGUUUAAACGUAAUUGGGAACAAAGGACAUUCUAUAGUCAACUGCCAGGGCCUUAGACUCAACACAUCCAUUUCUGUUCAGGUACAGCUUUUUAGAGUAAGGGCUGCCUGUAGCUUCGUUCAUUAGAGAAGUGUGUGUGUUAAAAUCUUUAUUCACGUGUAAUCAGUUUACACUGUUUUGUAUAGUGAAAGUGUAUUUUCAGUGCUACUGCUAGCUAAUUUGAACUUUAGGAAUAAAAUUAGAUUUUAAAAAAUGCUUUUGCUUACAUUGUCCUAGCCAGUUUCUAAUUCACUUGGGUACAGCAUGAAUGGGUGUCUGUGCCUGGUGUAGUACCUUUCUUCACAUGGGGACAGGAGCACCUUCAAAGCCUUGCAGUGAUCUACCUUUGCUGCUGACUCCCCAGUAAGGUUAACUACAGAUUUGCUGUUGACUAUGACCAGGUAUUGUGCCGAGUGCUUUCUAGAGUUCUCUAGCAUUCUGAAAUAGAUGUUGCCUUGCUUUGCAAAUGGAGAAACUGAGAAGUUAAAGAACUUGUCUAAGAUCUUAAAAAGUGGCCAGGACGCCUGGCUGGCUCAGUUAGAAGAGCAUGGGACUCUAGAUCUUGGGGUCAUGAGUUCAAGCUCCAUGUUGGGAGUAGAGCUUACUUAAAAAGUGGGUGAAUUAUUUGGGAUGUGAAUGUCUCUUAAUAGAGCUGUUACCAAAAAAGUGAUAAUAAAAUAUUUGAUACUUGAAAAAAAAAAAAAAAAAAAGGAAGUGGCUAAUGUCAGAAUUUGAACUAGGUCUGAUCUUAAACUCUUCUACUACCCCCCAGCAAAUGAGAAACCUGACCCGAGCUUAUGCGGAAAGGUUCCUGGGACACGAAUGAUCUGAAAUUGCUUUUCUUUUAUGUCUAACUCUAACCAGGGUGGUGUUGAGACCAGCUGUGGACUCAUUCCCACUGGUAGUGGGCAGGUGUGUUUGUAAGAAAUGCCUGACUUCUCAGCUGAGUCCUGUUGGGUUUUAUUUUUUGAUUCUGCAGUGGGUAGCACACCUGCCUUUAAGUGCUCAGGAUCUACAAGUGGGGGCAGAUAGAGAAGAAAGUUGGCCUGGUUGUGAAGAAAAACAUACCUUCCCCCCUUUUCUGGAUUUUAGGGUCAAAGCAUACAAACCAAAGCCUCGUGGAUAUUUCAGACACCCUUCUCUCCUGUUGGCCUACAGAGCCCAGGGUUGGUGUUAACCAUAAUUCACAGUAAGCAGCCUGAGCAGAUCAUUACCACACCACAGAACCAGUGAAAGCCCAACCCCUGCUGAAGCUGUAGGAGCACUUACCCUGUACCUUUCAUCAGACCAUGAACUCCAGAAAUUCAACCUCGUCCACAAAUCCCGAAUUUGGUUGAAAGAAGUCUUCAAAUACAGGCUGGCAGGUGAUAGUAAACAGAAACUAAGCAGCGGGUGGUUUGUCUUAAAUUAGAAAACUGAGAUUUAUUUGCAUAUGAUCUCAGCUUCAAACAGCUUGUUUGAUGUUUCCUCUUGGAUUUAUAGAAGUUGUCUUGGGUACUUAUUUUUAGCAAGAGAAUAAAAAGUCUUAAUGGUGGAUUUUUUUUAAAGUAGUGUUUUGAGGGGCACCUGGGUGGCUCAGUUGGUUAAGUGUCCCAAUUUUGGCUCAGGUCAUGAUCUCAUGGUUCGUGAGUUUGAGCCUUGCAUGGGGCUCUGUGCUGACAGCCUGGAGCCUGUUUCGGAAUCUGUGUCUUCCUCCCUCUUCCCCCCCCCCCC